Anolis sagrei ordinatus is the source of this 5364-nucleotide messenger RNA. It is a transcript of the gene PROSER2, whose product is annotated as proline and serine rich 2. The record is from RefSeq and is a predicted model, not a curated record. NCBI's taxonomy places the organism in Eukaryota, Metazoa, Chordata, Lepidosauria, Squamata, Anolidae.
UCCCGGGCUGAAGUCGCGAGGAAAGAAAGAGAGAGGGUUCACACACACCUGUCUGCGCCCUCUCUUCCUAGUCCCAGUUUGAGCCUCUUUGUAAAGUUGGAGAUCAGGGAAAGCAGAGCUUGGCAGGGGCUUGGGGUCGUUUGCUGGCUUUGAGAUCCACUUUCUUGCUCCGGAUUAGUCCCACAAGACGCCUCUGGAAGAAGCCGGAGGAGACCCUGGUUUCUUCUUCCCCAGCAGAAAUGCCAGAAGCGUUUUCCAUGUGAGCGGUUGGAAAUGCUCCACGCCAUCCGACAAAGGUCUCUCUUCUAGCAGAAGAGCGUUCUCCAUUCAGAAGGUUGGGAUGCCAAGAAAUAUGAUGUCGGACUUCUCGGGAAUGGUGUGUGAAAUUCCUCCUGAGGUUCAGUUUGCGAGCUUUGGGAAAAAACAUCACCUGGAGGGUGGAAAGAGUCACCCAAGGCGAAGAGGUUCCUCUUUGGAUGACGAUGAGACUCUGAAGUACCUAACCCUUGAGGAAAAAGACGUCCUUCUCUUCUUUGAAGAAACCAUCGAUUCCUUAGAAGAUGACUUGGAGGAGCAAGCUCUCCAUGACAGCGGCAUCCAUUGCCACUCUCCAAAGUCAGUGGAAGAAAAUAUGUCCAGCCAUUCAGAGUCUGAAGACAUCAUAGACUUGGUGCAGCCAGGACCAGAGAACGGUGCAGAAGAAUCUGUUCCUAGCAGAUUCAUAGAACCAGAACUAGAGGAAACUUGGAAACUGGAUAAAUCAGUGGCAAAGCAUAUUGAGCCACCAGAUGAGGAAGUCUGUGUUGAUGCCAUUGGCUCAUCUUCUGUGCAACCGUCAGCUCCUCCAUUGCCAAUUUACGAAACGUUUCCUCCCCCGCCCCCAGUGCAGCACCCCAAAUUGACUCGCUCUGUCCCCACUCCACUAGUCAUUGCCCAGAAAAUAUCUGAGAAGCAGGCAGAGGACAAUUCUGUCUCGCCCACUUCACCAAAGGAAGCCAAGUCUGUUGAGAGGAGGAGCGCACUCCCGACCUCACCACUACGCAAUGGAGAGCAUUUCACAGCUUUCAAGAAACCUGUUCCACCCCCAACUGCACCCAAACCUCAGAGGUUUCCAAGCAACAUCAGCAUUACCAACAUCGGGGAAAGGGAGUUCAGCAAAACCAUCUCCAGUGCGGCGGUCAACAUCCAAGAACGCAAGGCUCGGGUGUUGGCCAACGUCAACGGUUCACCCUUCCUCAUAACGGAGGUGGAGGAGAGACUUCAGAAGCAUGACCUCUCAGGUUAUGGUAGAAGCUCAUCCCUAAGAGAUUUGCCUUCAGAGCAAGCGAGGCAGGAGGCCUUGAGUAGACUCGGUUUGGUAGAAGAAGGUUUUGGCCGAGGUCAAUGGGAUCACUCUGGAAGCAUUCCAAGACCAAAAGAGGACAAAGCUGGACAAGUUCAGACUGUGUCAAAUGGCUAUCGCAAUAUCCAUGAAAUCUUAAAGAGGGAAUCUGACCACUUCCCAAGCGUGAGCAAAACGGUGACGUUCAAACCGGACGUUGAUCUCACAGAUGGUAAGUCUGCUCGACAGAAUGCCACCAGGAAUUUUUAUGACCACAGGCCAUCAUCAAGCCUUAGCCUGGAUAUAAGGAGGAGAACUGGCUCAUUGCCCAGACCCUCUGGACUGAGACCCCAAGGCAUCACAGUACAGUUCUCUGGGCGCGGGUCAACAGAAGAAGCCAGGAGGGAGGCGUUACGGAAACUUGGACUGCUCAAGGAGUAGAUGAUGGACAGUAGAGGGAAGAAUAUACGAUCCCAAAGACAAAAUCCAGUGAGAUCAAAUGACAGCUCUCUCUUUUUCUCUCUCUCCUUGAGAUGAAGGAAAUAUUUAAUGUCAGAAUGCCAGAUAUGAUUUCUGCUAACAUUUUGUCAUGGAUUUUAUUAUGAUGAGCAAUUUGUAUUGCUUUAUCAAAGUCUUCUCUGGGAUUUCAAAAAAGACCAGUAAGUCCAUAAGAAUCCUAACUUUCAACGGAAGGCAUCCUACUAAAUGAAGUUUAAUUGCGCAGUAUUUGUGCAUAUGUAUGUAUGUAUGUUUGUAUGUAGCUGGCAAAAAUGUCUGAGUGCAUUGCCUUUUCUUUGGACUCCUACCAUAAUGAAGCCAAAAAAAAGUGAAGAAAUGGGUACUGAUCAAUUAUAUAAUAAUAAAUGUUGUGUAUAUAUGUAUACAUAUACUGAAGAGGUCAAACAUAUAAUAAAGCUUCUGUCUUUUAUUAUUGUGAACAUUUAACUGCACAGACACACACCACGUAUUUCUUUCUUCUGGAUAAUGGAGGGCAUAGAAUUGGUCAGAGUGUAAACAACCUAAAUACCAUAAGCAUCAGGUUGCGUAUAAUUUUGGAAGUUAAGCAGGGUCAGCCCUACUUAACACUUGGAUGGGAAGCCACCAAGAAAUGCCAGAUCAAAGGGCAAUUUAAAGGCUCUUAUACACACAUAACAACAACAACACUUUAUUUAUAUUCCGCCCUAUCUCCCCAAGGGGACUCAGGGCAGAUCACAGUACACAUACAUGGCAAACAUUCAGUGCUAUUUUGGACAGAAAGGAAAGUGACAAGACAAAACAGAAUGGAGUUAGUGUUGACAUCCAGCUUUUUGGCGCCUUGGAGGUUGUGCUCAAAUCCAGCCACCGAGGGGUGCUGUUACUCCAUCCUCUAUGACGAAGAGCCAUCAGGACUUCCACCUACCUUUUGAUCACCGGGCAUUUUCUGAUCUUUUUUCUUUUAUAAUGUCAUAAAAUACCUCCCCCACUUGUUUAGCAGUACCUAGUUUCUCUACUUACAGCUCUAAGCUGUUUUUGAACUGCUUAGGUAAACAGUGAGCUGGGCUGACAGUCGGGAGCUCAUGCUGACCCAGAGCUUCGAACUGGCAACUUUUCUGUUGGUAGAUCUUAUUGCUGGUGAUUUACCAGUGGCGUGAAAGUCCAGCCCAAUAAAUCACAGAUUUGCCUUUUCUGGAGAGAACAAUGUAGUGUGAGUCUUUAAGUAAAGAGCUGUUUCUUUAGAUCCCUCAACAUUUGGCACUUUCCUACUACAAAUCAGAUUCCCAGCUGGCAAGACCAAAAUCUUGUAUUUUCCAAGCUUUAUUCACAAUAUAAGAAUAACCCUUGUGGUUCAGGCUAAACAAACCCAUCUAAUCCAGUGGCCUACCGGAUGCUAUUGGGAAGCACAUACAAGUGGACAUGAGCACAACAGCAUACUAAUAGUAUUGAGGAUAAUACAUAGCCAUCACAAAAAUACAGGUCCUAGGAUUCCACAGGAUGGAUUCAUGGCAGUUAAAAUGGUAUCAAUAUGCAGUAUCUGUGUAAUGUGGACACACUUACAAAUGUUUUGAACUUCAUAUCAUUGCCAGUGGUUCAAAUGGUGGGACUUCUAGAGCAUAGCACCUGAAUUUCCUCAGAUAUUUUGGGCUUCAUCUUCCAGAAGUGUCAAUGUGUCAAGCAUAAAGACAGGUGCGAGCAGUAUUGUUAUUGAGAAUUGGUUGUCCCUUUGAAGACAAAAUGAAGCAUUUUUAGGGUAAGCUACAAUCCCUGUUCCUAGAAAUGUACACUGAAAAAAAGAUAUAGAUCAGAGAUGGGCAAAUGUUGGCCCUCCAAAUGUUUUGGACUUCAACUCCCACAAUUCCUAACAGCCUACUGGCUGUUAGGAAUUGUGGGAGUUAAAAUCCAAAACACUUGGAGGGCUGAAGUUUGCCCAUGCCUGAUAUAGCUCAAAAGGCGUGAAUCUCCCCUCUCCUCACAUCACUCUACAGAGUAUUCUCAACCAUUGUUUACUUUUGUGGUCAAAAGUUAUAAUAACCCUUGAGUGUGAUUAUCAUUGACCAUGUUAGCUGAAACAUUCUGGUAGUUGCAGUCCCAAAAAAAAAGUAACUUUCCCAUUAUCUAUUCUAAAUUCAUUUUGAACUUGAAACAUGAGCAGUUUGAAUCAUGCAGCUGUACUUGAAAUACCAGGAAUUGUUUCAAAAAUGUCAUUAGAUCUGCACCAUCUUUGGGCCAAAUAACAUUUACUUUGGGUUGUUGUAGGUUUUUUGGGCUGUGUUGCCAUGUUCUAGAAGCAUUCUCUCAUGAUGUUUCACCUGCAUCUAUGACAGGCAUCCUCAGAGGUUGCGAGGACUUUACCUGCAUCUAUGACAGGCAUCCUCAGAGGUUGUGAGGACCUUACCUGUAUCUAUGACAGGCGUCCUCAGAGCUUGUAAGGAUCUCACCUUCAUCUAUGGCAGGCAUCCUCAGAGGUUGUGAGGAACUCACCUUCAUCUAUGGCAGGCAUCCUCAGAGGUUGUGAGGACCUCACCUUCAUCUAUGGCAGGCAUCUUCAGAGGUUGUGAGAACCUCACCUUCAUCUAUGGCAGGCAUCCUCCGACGUUGUGGGGACCUCACCUGCAUGUAUGGCAGGCAUCCUCAGAGGUUGUGAGGACCUCACCUGAAUCUAUGGUAGGCAUCCUCAGAGGUUGUGAGGACCUCACCUGCAUGUAUGGCAGGCAUCCUCAGAGGUUGUGAGAACCUCACCUUCAUCUAUGGCAGUCAUCCUUAGAGGUUGUGAGGACCUCACCUGAAUCUAUGGUAGGCAUCCUCAGAGGUUGUGAGGACCUCACCUGCAUCUAUGGUAGGCAUCCUCAGAGGUUGUGAGAACCUCACCUUCAUCUAUGGCAGGCAUCCUCAGAGGUUGUGAGGACCUCAUCUGCAUCUAUGGCAGGCAUCCUCACAUGUUGUGAGGACCUCACAACCUCUGAGGAUGCCUGCCAUACAUGCAGCUGAAACAUCAGGAGAGAAUGCUUCUAGAACAUGGCCACACAGCCCAGUGAUUCCAGCCAUGAAAGCCUUUGACAAUACAUUGAACAGGUACUUUAUUUUGUUGUAAUUUAAGACUCUGUUCUCAUCCUGGUCUAAAAGUUAUUCCUUCUGUUCAGAAAACAGAAGUUUUGGAGAGGAUUUCUACACUCACGAUUUUUCUUAGAUCUAAAAACAUAAAAGAAUCUGUGUAUGUAUCGGUAUAAGAACUGUAUGUUUGUGUGCGAGAGAAAGAAGCUUUGCCACUGUGAAUUUGCAUCAUCUCCUAUCAAAUACAUUGCUUGAACCUCCAAGCUAGUUCUAACAGAUGAAGGUUGUUGUGAAGGAAUUUCAUAUAUCAUGGUUUGUCUCAAAAUUAACUUAUUCCUACAAAUACAGUUUAAUCUGCUUUCAUUUCUUUAAACUGCUGUAUAUUUGGUUUUCUUUACAUGUAGGUUCCGCUCAGAAUGCUAAAAAUAUUUAUACAUUUAUUGUCAUACUUCUCCACUGAUGUUCAACUAUGCUGUAACAUCCAGUAGCUGAAAUAAACAUGGUUGUCUCCGGAA